Messenger RNA from Phalaenopsis equestris, 764 nucleotides. Its product is annotated as mitochondrial inner membrane protein OXA1-like. The record is from RefSeq and is a predicted model, not a curated record. NCBI's taxonomy places the organism in Eukaryota, Viridiplantae, Streptophyta, Magnoliopsida, Asparagales, Orchidaceae. Gene Ontology annotation, molecular function: membrane insertase activity. Gene Ontology annotation, biological process: protein insertion into mitochondrial inner membrane from matrix; mitochondrial respiratory chain complex IV assembly. Gene Ontology annotation, cellular component: mitochondrial inner membrane.
CGUAGUGGCGGAGGUCGGCUUGAGCCCACGGCCGAAAACCCUAAACCUCCGGUCUCCCCGCUCCGAUCAUCAUCCUUGGACGGCAGGAUCGUGAAGAAACCUUAGUUUUCUGAUUAAAACCCGCCCCAAUCCUUUGAAUUGCGGCUCGUUUCAUAGUUUCCUGAACUAUUCAGCAUCUUCUUCCAUUCUCUUUGUAGAUGGCUUGCAGCCGGAAGGCUCUGACCUCUGGUUACAAUUAUCUCUCCAGGAGAUUCCACCCCUCUUUUCUCCACAUUGUCAAGGAUGACCGUGACCUUUCUGGAUCCCCUCAACCCUUGCAGCAUUCGUCGAGUCCUUUGAUACAACGAGCUUCCUCUUACUCUAGACCAUCCUUCAGCUUCAGAUCAGCGGAUCGAGAUUGGAGAAGGAUUGGGUUCGCCCUUCCGUUUGGAAUACAUCAAUCUUCCCGAAAUUUUUCGUCUGAUGCCGAGGGAUCGAAUGAGGUCAGUUAUAUAAAAGAUGUAGCAGACGUUCUGACGGACGCUGGAGUGGAUACUGGCAUCGUCGCUGCGACAUCUUCGGUUCCAGCUCCAUUCCCCGGCGAAGUGGCAGCUGCUGCGGCGGAUUCGUUUCUUCCUGUUGCGGCACUGCAGCAUCUGAUUGAUGCCGUGCAUUCUUUUACCGGCUUAAAUUGGUGGGCUUCAAUUGCCCUGACCACUGUAUUGAUUCGUGGGGCCACUGUCCCUCUAUUGAUUAACCAGUUGAAGGCUACAAUGAAGCUAAAU